CCGGGAGGCGGGUGGGCCUGAGUAGUGCCCAUCCGAGGGCAUCGUCACUGUUCCUCAGCCGUGGUCACCCUCUGGUACAGUCAGAAGACUGUGGGUUCAGCUGUAGAUAACAGAGUUGUUCAGAGGCAAAUUAAUUUCAUUUUCUUUUUUUGGUACUUUUAUGCUGGGUUAAAGUCCAAACCAGAUUGACAUAGAAGAGCAAAAGUCUGUGUAUGCUGGAAUUGGGUGGAUAAAUUCUCCCUGAUUCAGGUCUGUUUCGUAGGAUAAUCCUUGAAAUUCUGCUCAGAGGCCACAGACCAGCAGAGGGUUUCUGCCUGUCAGGUUUUGUGACAAAACAAGUAACUGCUGUGGCCGAGGUGUCCACAUAGCACCGGGUGCUUUUGGGCUUCAGAGGAAGACACAACGUGGCCCAAGGGCUUUUCCCUUCUGCCUUCUUCCUCCUCCAGCUGCAGGAACUGCUGUUGCUACACAAAUCUGGCUGCUUCUUUGACAUCAGCCUCAGCCCAGUUCCACGAGCAUCUCAGGACCCAGGGAGCACAAAAGAUGGUUUGAAGCAGAGUGUCCCCAUCACUGUACAGCAGUGGGUGCUAGUGCUUUUCUGACAGAGCCUGUGAACUGUGUGUGCUGGGAAUCUGUGGAAGCAGAGUGGCUUGCUAAAAGUAUUGCAACAGGGAGGAAAAAAAGGUUGAAAAUACGGUUUUCAGAUUUGUAUUUUAACCUGAAUAUUUCAGAAGUGGUCUAAACAUUGCAGGUGACUAGAAAAGAAAAAAAAAUUGCAGAAAGAAUUAAAAUAGAAAAGAACUGGAAAAUAACCCUUAAGUUUUGAGAUAAAUAGAAAAUUAUUUUAUUUUACCAAAAGAUCAGCAUAGUGUUUAUGUAAUGGGUUUUUUGACAGCACUGUAUUUCAUUUUGGAGUUUCAUCACUUAAAAAAACCUACAGGCUCAUAGCACACCUGCCCUGAGAACCACUUCCUUCUCCAAAAUAGGUCUUCGUAGAUCCCACUGGACUCCUUUGCUUUGCUGUUCCCACGGAGAGCACAUGGCUCUUGGUAGUUCAGGGAUGUGUCUGUGCCAAUUUGUGACAUUUCUCCUUUUUCACUGUCUAGGGGUCCAGCUUCUCUGAUGUUAGUGUCCAUGGUUAAAAUGAUCAUGAGUGCUCAGACAUUUGCCAAACUUGCCUGGUGUGGGUGGCCAUCAGUGGCAGCCCUUCCCAGGGAAUAGGAACUCCUCCACAGACCUGGCUGGUCCCUGCCUGCUCUGGUGCAGGUUGCAGACAGACCGUGAUUGGAUCAGUUAGAUAAAUUUGGGUCCAGAGCUUCCUCUCACAUAGAGGAAAGCAGUAAAUGUGGACAAACCAAGCUUUUUGGCCCAGGGAGGAGCCCAAACUGGUGAGAACAGAGGCAGGCAGCACUACUUUCCUCUGUCCCCUUUGUCCCUCAGGCCCAGCCAAGAUUUUAGGCAGAGACCUCCUUGCUCCCACCCUUGCUGAGCUGCUGCAGUUUUGCACUGUGAACUUCAGAGGAUUUCUCUGCAGGGAUGUCACCGUGCUGGGAAUAUCAUAGUCCAUGCCAGCUGAAUGCGGUAUGGGGCUCACGGCCCCGGGGGCUGAGCAGGACCCAGGGCACAGGGAAGCUGGGGCACAGCCGAUGCUGCUCCUCCCCUGGCCAAGAUGGAGAAGAGCUGCAGCUGGAGCGUGUGCCAGAAACGGCUUUGGGAGCCCAGGAACACCAUCCCUGGGCUGCGCCCCUCGCUGUUUCCCGAGAGCCCCGUGGGGAUCAAUCACUGCAUCUCCAACAGAUUGCUCUGCCUGUCUUCGCCUUUGUGCAAAGAGCGAGGCUGGCACGGCUCUGCAGUGUAAAAGCUGCCCCAAGGAACCAGACAGGCUGGAGGAAUGGGCACCAGAGAUCUCACCAAAUCCAGCCAAGAAGGGCCCCAGAAGACCACACCUGGGAGAAGGAGAUACCAGGAAAAUGGACCCUGAACUGCUGAACCUCCCACUCGCAGUCAAGAUCCCUGUGGCACCUGGAGCCAAGCCUGUCCUCUGCAGGGGAAAGCUGGGUGAAAAGGCAAAGGAAAUAGAAAGGGAUAGAAAACCUCUUUCAUAGAGUCCCUAUCAUGCAAAGAUUUUCUUGAGGCCACCUGCUCUACAGCAGGAGCUGCAGCCCUUCAACUGGACAGGACUGGGCAAGGGAAACUCCAGGCUCCCUGGAAUACAGAGGAGAAAUCACUUGUCCAUCUUUGCACUGGUUUCUGGCACUGUGCAUGUGUGUGGCCGGGCCCCUGCCUUCAGCAGACAGCUGUGUGUGUCUGGGUGCCAAGGCAGCUCAUUCCUCCAGCUCAUCCCACAAUGUCAGGCCCCCUGGGGCACUUGUGAGGGAGAUUCCAACCUUCUGCUUGCCUUCUUGGCACCUUUGGAAUAACUUGGCUUCCCUGCCUGGGGUAUACACACACUGUUGUCCUCCAGUUUGCGCUGCAGCUUCCCAAGAUAGAGAUUUUCUGGAGGUGGAGGUAGCCAACACAGCCCUUGGGCCUGCCUAACCCAAGGAGACUGAUUUCAUCCACUCUCCACUGGCUGCAUUUGAACCUUUGAAGGUUAAUUUGCGGAUGGGUCUGCAGUUCUUCCUGGUGGCCUAAGAUACCUAUUUGCUGGUGGGGUUGCUUGCAGUUUGUCUUUUCUCCCUUAACCCAUCGCAGCCCAGCCCUGUAGUCUGUCUGUGCAGGUCUCUGUGCCUACAGAAGGAUGGAGAAGACCUUUACCUUUUCACAGGCACCAUGUGGUACCUCUUCACUCCACUCUCCUGCCUCCUCAUCCUCUGAAAACUCUCUUACAGCUCCACCGGCCGCUUCCUUGUUUCACUCUGGAUGAUCCAUACUGCCACCACCUCAGCCCAGCAUACAACUGCCUGCAUGACCCUGUCCUUCAGGACUACCACAAGCGCAAGGAUGUGCUGCAUUUGCUGAAGAAACGGGGUUUUGUCACCAGAGAAAACAAGCAUGGCCCCAGCCUGCCAAGAAUCACCAACACUUCCUGUCAGGGGAAGCUGCAGCCUCAAAAGCCUUCCAACGUACCCAAGAGCCAAAAACUGGGGGCAUGCAGAAAAGGGAGAGCAGCUCUGAACAAGGGCCAAACUUACUCCAGAGCUAAGCUGGGGCAGAAGGAUGCCAGCACUGCUGCUGACUCCCAGAGGAAGCCAGAUGGCACUGACAAUGGCCUCUUGAAUGCUAUGUUUGAGCAACUAACUGCAGCACAAGCCAAGAAGCUUGAAGAGCUAGUUGAGACUGUGGUGUACAGAGUGUUUGAGAGGUUGAAGAUUCCUAGGAAUCAGCAUGGCAGCUUUUUACAGAGGGUUGCCCAGGGAAUCAGAGAAAGACUUUUAGGCCGCAGGAGAGUAGAACUUUUGGAUACUUCUCUAGAUCACCAUCAGAAAAUGGAAGUGAUGGCGAAAGAGCUUGUAGCAACAGUGUUGGAGAUCUUGGGGGACCGUCUGGCAUCCAGCACAUCCAAAGCUGCUGAGGCAGGGGUGGCAGCCAAGUGGGAGGACCUGCCUCUUGCUGGAAGAGCCACCCAAGCAGACAAAUCCAAGGACACUGCAGACAGAGUACUUUCAAAGACCUCCCUUGACACACUCACCAGAGAAGUUGUUGAGAGUGUUCACUACACCUUGGAAUCCUCUGUAACUUCUCAGUUUGAACAAGACACUGGCAGUGAGUACACUGAAAUCCUGGAGCUUCCUGGGGGACAUGUCUCCAACAGACAAGUGCAGUCAUCCCAACCAUGUCCAAGGCAGGACAUGGAAGCUGGACAAGGAUUCCCCAGAGCAUCUGAACAGCAGAGCCUGAAAGCAAUGGUGAAGGAGAACUUGGAAAGAAAAAGGAGCCUAAAGUCAACAGCCUUAGCCAACACUUCGGAAAUAAGGACCAUGUCAAAUCGGAUUGCUGACUCAGUAUUAGAGCGGAUCAGUCAACCAGGGCCUGCAGCAGCCCUCAACAAGAACUAUCAAGGGCCUGUUGCAAACCCACCCACAUCCCAAGGUGGAAUGGAGAGCUAUGCCACUGAGGACAUUCUCCCUACCGUGGACCCAUCGCCUUCCCUCCAGCCUAUCCCUCCAGCCCAGGCCAGAGCACAGCACCAAGCAAAGCACCCAAAGUUCAUCUGAUGCAAGUGAGGUGUGUGACUGGAGAGCUGAAGAGCCCUCAGACAGCAAAUACAGACCACAUUCUUGUGGUGGCA
This is a messenger RNA of Melospiza melodia melodia, 4231 nucleotides long. RefSeq lists its product as uncharacterized. Bases 3225 to 4157 code for a protein of 310 amino acids. The record is from RefSeq and is a predicted model, not a curated record. The transcript has 3 exons. Lineage: Eukaryota; Metazoa; Chordata; Aves; Passeriformes; Passerellidae.